This is a messenger RNA of Melanaphis sacchari, 1149 nucleotides long. Its product is annotated as NADH-cytochrome b5 reductase-like. The transcript has a single exon. Lineage: Eukaryota; Metazoa; Arthropoda; Insecta; Hemiptera; Aphididae. The record is from RefSeq and is a predicted model, not a curated record. Bases 153 to 1070 code for a protein of 305 amino acids. Gene Ontology annotation, molecular function: oxidoreductase activity.
UUGAUAAUUGAUGCUUGACCGUUUUGAUAUUGGAUUUUCGAUCGUCAAAUAUUCAGAAAUCAACAUCAACCGUCAAUGAUGAUGUGUCUCGUGACGUGAUCGCAGGCUCCGACUUUUUAAAACUCGACACCCGUUCGCGCUCACGCCACGUCAUGUACGACCCACCGCCGGAACGUCCGUCCGAAUCGGAUUGCUGCGGUAACGGAUGCGUGGAAUGCGUGUUCGACGUGUACGACCGAGAGUGCGCCCGUUGGCGACGUCGUCGGCUCGGGGCCGGCGAGGGCGACCGGCUGCGACGGGACUUGCUGUCGGCGACCAAGCACAUGCCGUACAGGAUCGUUUCCGCCCGGCCGCUCGCCGACGACGUGCACGCGUACAAGUUCGCGGCCACGCCGGCGGCCGUCGGCCGGCUGCCGAUCGCGUACACGCAGCACGUGAACGUCCGGCUGGCGGACGGCCUCGGCAGGCCGUACACGCCGGUGGCCCUGGGCGACGAUGAUUGCUCGUUCGACGUCCUCGUCAAGGCCUAUCCCGGCGGACGGUUCACCGGACGUUUGUUGGAAAUGUCCGCGGACGACGUCGUCUCGGUGCGCGGGCCCGUUGGCGGUGUGCAGUAUGACGGAUACGAUUCGAUAGUGAUGUUUGCCGGCGGUACCGGUGUGGCCGCCUUCGUGGGUCUGAUUGGAUCGGUGUUAGACGACGAUAAGUGCGAGACGUUGCUGAGACUGCACUACUCGUGCAAGACUCUCGACGGGGUGCUGAUGCGCAAGGAGUUGGCCGGUUAUGCGGCUUAUUGGAAUUGUGCCGUACACCUGUACUUGACGAGGGAACACGAUUGGUCUCAGUGUUCAGAGUCGUUUUGGUACAAUGAAAAUAUAACAGAGGGAAGAAUAACACAAGACUGUAUGACUAAAAUAAUCGAUAAACAACAAAACUUGAGAACAUUAUGGCUCAUUUGUGGAAAUGAUGAGUUUAAUCAAUAUGUUUUCAAUUCGUUAGUAAACUACAAUAUUCAACGAGACAAUAUUCAAUUAUUAAAUAAUACUACAAAAGAUUUUAAAGUAUCUUGAUGUUGUAUAAUUAGGUGUCCUACUAGUAAAAUAAAAAUUUGAAAAUUAACUAGGUAUUUAAUUUCUCAAAUUGUUAAAA